This is a messenger RNA of Tyto alba (common barn owl), 3480 nucleotides long. RefSeq names its product leucine rich repeat containing 41 (gene LRRC41). Gene Ontology annotation, cellular component: cytoplasm; nucleus. The record is from RefSeq and is a predicted model, not a curated record. Lineage: Eukaryota; Metazoa; Chordata; Aves; Strigiformes; Tytonidae. The transcript has 9 exons. Bases 58 to 2193 code for a protein of 711 amino acids.
CGGGAGGGCGGGGUGCCUUCUCAAGAUGGCGGCGGCGCGGUGGCGCUGAGCGGCGCGAUGGCGGCGGCGGAGGAGCCGCGUAGCCUGUUCGCGCUGAGCGCGGCGGCGGUGAGCCGCAGCAUGGGGGCCCUGGAGCGGGACGUCUGGGCGCUGCCCGGGCAUCUCCUGCGGGGGCUCCUGCCGCUUCUCACCGUCUUCCGCCUCGAACGGGCCGAGGGCGCUGCGCGGAGAGCAGGCCUCUCGACGCAGCCCAUCUGGCGCAAGCUGUGGGACGAUGUGAUGAAAACCAGGCCACCCAACUCAGAGAAUAUAACCUGUUGGAGGAAGAAGUUCCUUGAAACGUUCUUCUCAAACGUUCUUCAUGGUGUCUUGGAUGUUUCCUCUGACUGGCGUCUCAACGACCACCACUUUUCACCACUGCUCCACAGCUCCCCGCAUGUUUCUCAGCUUACCCUCUGCAACAUGCUGCAGGGUGCAGUGGAGCUCACUGCUGAGCACAACCAGAAAGUGCUUGAAAACCUGGCUGGCUCCCUGCAGAUCCUGAAGUUCCAGCACCUCCUCUCCUCCGACCAGUCCAUCAGGCGCUCGCUGGUUUUACUUCUUCACCGGUUGAUUCACCAUGGUUCUGUCAACCAAGUGUCUAUGUAUUCCUGGCCUGUUCCUGACACAGUUCUUCUUGUCCUCAUUUUGAGCAUGAGUGCUGGGUUUUGGCGCUCGGGAAAUGCCCUUGCAUAUCACAGCAGCCCAUGUGGCCUUUGCAGAGAGGAGGACAAAGCCCAAAGCCAGGAGUCAGCACAAGAGCGAGCAGAGAGGGGCUGUUACGAUGAGGGGGAGUGGAGCGAUGGUGGGAACCAGAAGGAAUCCCCCAGGGCUGACACUUGUCUGAACUCUGUCCUCUCCAGACCAGGAAGUCCUCUGCGAAACCAAGCAUGUGAGGAGUCAAGCAGCAAGGUGUCCUGUGACCACACCACCACUCGGGGAGGAUCUUCUUGUUGCAUCUCAGACCAGCUGUCCUGUCGCCCCAUUCUUCGAAAGACACGCAGACGGCUAAAAUCUGCAGUGGCGAAGAGACGUCGCUGCCUCAGACGAAGCAGGGGACCAUAUGCUGACCCAGAAGACCUGUAUGAUUUUGUUUUUGCUGUUGCUAGAGAGGAUAAUUCAGGGUUACUCGACAAAAAUAGUGCCACAGAGGGAGAAAACACUGAGAACUGGACUAGUUCUUCCCCAGGAUCUCCAUGCACUGGCCGUGCUGGCUGUAAGAAAAGAGGGGGAUCUGCUGGGAUCUUUUCUCUGAAAGCUGCUCGCCGCUUCCGAAGUGUGUCCACACUGGAAUUGUUCUCCAUUCCUUUGACUGGGGAGACGUGUCGGACUCUGAGUAACCUGCUGAGCUCCUGGGUGUCUUUAGAAAACUUGGUUCUGUCUUACAACGGCCUGGGUGCUAACAUCUUCUGUAUCCUCUCUGGGCUCCGGGCCCUCUCCUGCCACUCGGACUGCCACCUCCGCGUGGUGCGCGUGAGCGACGUCUUCUCCCACAUGCCUUGCAUGGAGCUUGUUCACUGCAUCCUGAGCGCCUUCCCCCAGCUCCACACACUCUCAGUCAGCUUCGACCUCAAAAACCAGCUGGAGGGGAACAGGCCAGAGGGGAAUCCAAGCUGCAGCGAGGUAGAAAUCCCAGAGAGCUGCCUGGAGCAGCUGGAGAUCCGAUUCCCCAGGGAACCUUUGCACACCGCAUUCCUGCUGCCAGUGCUCAAGGCAUCAAAGUCCCUCCAGCAGUUGUCCCUUGACAGCGCCACACUGCCCUGUUCCCAGGAGCUGGGGCUCCUUUUGGAGGCGCUCAGAGAGUGUAAUCCAAACUUGAAGAAAGUGAGCUUUCAUGAUGUGAACCUGGCUGAGCACCAGAAAGAAGUUCUGCUUUUGCUUCAGGAUCCCAUCCUGCAAGAAAUCACGUUUUCCUUCUGCCGGCUGUUUGAAAGCUCUACUACCGAGUUUUUGUCAGAAAUAAUCAAUACAGUGAAAAGAAAUUCAUCUUUGAAGAGCCUCAAACUGCCUGGGAAUCGCCUUGGAAAUCACAGGCUGAUUGCCCUUGCAGAUAUUUUCUCUGAAGAUUCAUCCUCUUCUCUUUGCCAGCUGGAUGUCAGGUAUUCCCCUGCUCUAAACACACUGAAUUCCUUAUUUCAAGGGGGCCAGAGGUGAACUGGGCUCAGAAGCAGAAGCCUGAGCAUGUUUUUUUUUCCUUCCUCAAGGAAACAGCUGACCAAAAAAAGUUUAGAGAAACACUGCAGUGGGCACAUACAACCUUAGUGGGACCUCCAGCAUCUCUAAGGCAUCUCACUGUCCCUUUUAUAAAUGAGUCAAGCUACAUCUUAAAAGUGGCUUUGGUUUGCUGCUCCCUUGGGAGCUGGAGGCCUUUCCUGGGCUGUAGGUCAGAACUAACAUCCCUAUAUACAUUUAUUCUUAGGCAUCAGCAUGAAUAGCUCUGUUCCCACUGCCAUAGGAGAGUAUCUUGUAAUUUCCCCUGUCAGAUCCUGUGAAGGCCUCUGCAUUCUCCUCUCGUCAUCUUUGGUCUUCAAAGCAGCUUGAACUGCUGUUCUCUUCUUGAGCCUGAACAGCCAGUAAGCUAGGCAUUAACCUUCAUGAAGCAUGCAGAGGGUGGCACUUCUGCAGUACUAAUGACUUUUUUGCUUGAUCAUUUUUCCCCUCCUUCUUUAUAUCCUAAUGCUUCAGGUUGCUGAGAGUACACAGGCUUGACAAUUUAACCAUGGUUCUCCUACAGUAGCCUUGAAUCCUGAUUGUUACUGUGCUUCUCACAAGAUUAGUCCAGCAUGCAGCUUAAUUUUUAUUUACACAUCUAUGCAAAGGAAAUGACCUUUUAACCUCCUAGAAACACCAGGACCUGACACAUGUGCUCCAGCUUUUCUCAGAAGGAAGAGAUAAAUGAUCACUUGCAUGUCAACUUGUAGGUUGGGCCAGGCCCCUUGGGCCAGGCCAUUGACAGCUGCUAGGAGACUGGAGCGCUCCUGGCACUGCUUAACCAGCAGUUUGGGUCCAGCAACAUUUUAAGGCCACAGCUAGGUCUACUUAAAUCAGUAGUAAGGAGGCCAGGAUAAUGGAUUUAACUUACAGGGGUUACCACCUUAGUUUUAAAAAGAUUACAGCCCUUUGUAUUAUGGCUGUACUUCAGUUUUUUUUUUUUUUUUCAUCAAAACAGACCACUCACGUUUUGUAUUACUGAAGAAAGUUGUACUUUGUGUUGAAACAUCCCUGAGUACCUGCACUGUCAGUUACUAGAAGGAGCAGUUAUUUGAACUGCACAAAUCAUAGCCUAGACUCUUAAUGACUUUUUUUUUCCUUCUUUCCCUGGAAAGCUCAAAUUGCAUCAAACCUGAUGGGCUCUUAGAGUUCACAAAGAAGCUGGAAGGCCACAUCCAGCAGAGAGGGGGACAGAUUCAAUUCACACACCUCCGCCUCUUCCAAAAUUGG